Molecule: messenger RNA, 2121 nt
Organism: Leptopilina heterotoma
Lineage: Eukaryota; Metazoa; Arthropoda; Insecta; Hymenoptera; Figitidae
Gene: Ypel
Product: protein yippee-like 1
Exons: 5
Coding region: 457-801 (114 amino acids)
Source: RefSeq, a predicted model, not a curated record
UGCUGAGUGCGGACGUACCGAAAUAAAUCGAACAACGCUGUGAGCGAUCAGCAGUACGGUGCUUGCUGAAUGCGACAGCUUCGUGUUUAGGCAUGAUUAAAACGAGUUGUUGCUUUUCGUGGCAUUGCGCGAAAAGGAAACCGUGAUACGUGCUGAAAGACUGGACAACAGCUCAACACAACUUGACGUUGCUCGCUGCCGAAGUUACGGAUGCAUAUGGAGGUGUCCCCGAACCGGCGCUGUCUGAACCAGCUCAACAGCUGAUCGGAGUACGAAGCGGCGGUGAACGGGGCCACUACUGCACCAACACCCCGCGAAGAAUACAAAGGGAGUCUUGUUAUACUGGUUACCAGCAAGCUUAAUUAAAUUUACUGAACAACCUCAGUGUCCUGUGAGAAGUAAGUGGAGGAGGAGGAGAAAGAGGGCAAAGCGUUUAGCUUAUCUGGAUAAGCCAUCAUGGUCAAAACUUUUCAAGCGUACCUGCCCUCAUGCCAUCGCACUUAUUCGUGUAUUCACUGCCGUGCUCACCUCGCCAAUCACGACGAACUCAUUUCUAAGUCCUUCCAAGGCAGUCAAGGACGUGCUUACCUCUUUAACUCAGUGGUGAACGUGGGUUGCGGUCCUGCCGAGGAACGAGUUUUAUUAACCGGCCUCCAUGCUGUAGCUGAUAUCUAUUGCGAAUGCUGUAAAACCACCUUAGGGUGGAAAUAUGAGCACGCAUUUGAAUCGAGUCAGAAAUACAAAGAAGGCAAGUUUAUCAUAGAGCUUGCUCACAUGAUCAAGGAGAAUGGAUGGGAAUGAACCAUGAAGGGGGAUCAAAUCCCCUUUCUCCUCUCAGCAAAAAAAAACCGUUACCCAGAAAUGCCUACGAUCUUGUAAUUUUGACCUCCCUCCCCCAACCCCCUCUUCUACACCCCCCCCCUUUUCCCACUCUGUCAAAACCACCAACGAAAGUCUGUGAUUUCAUUUGUGAUUUAUAAUCUUAGUAAUGUUUCUGUUUUUGGACAAUUUGAAGCCGAUUUUACGUUUUUCUGAUUGAUCCAACAAUAUUAUUAUAUUAUUAUAUUAUUAUUAUUAUUCUAAUUAUAAUAAUAUAUAUGCUACGAUAGCGACCGUUUCGCAAGAGAGUUAAAAACAAAAAUUUUCGCGCAACAGUCACCGAAGUAUUGUACAAAAAUUAUUUUUCAAAAGAAUAUAAAAAAGAAAAAACAAAGUAAAAGAGGAAGACAAGAAUUUGAUAACAAAAAAAAAAAUAGGAAACAAAAUAAAGAAGAGAUAAAGAUUUAAAAAAAAAAAGGCGACGACGUAUUUACAAAGAUAUAUAUGGUGAACAUGAUGACGAAGGUGCCAUGGUGGGAAUAAAAUUUCGAGAAAGCUCCCAAACACGAGCUCUGGGGUGCCCUCCUUGAUAAUUUUUUUUUUUAAAUCCUUUAUUCAGGAGAAAUGAAAAAAAAAAAUUUCACCUGCGGGGGCACCCCGAAAAAAAUUCGACUUUUUCGUACACAUAUAUAUAAAUAUAUGUCAUGUAUGCAAUGGAGCAGCGCAAGUGCCACAGACUUUGCUGGACUGAUUUGCCUGCCUACCGCGUCUAUCAUUGGAAUUUCACUGCCGAAUAUUCCUAAUAUUAAUUGAGAGUUUGCAUCUGCAUUUAGGCAGAUGCAAAACGUAGAUUUAGUUUUAUUCUAUACAUUACAGCGUAAUUAAAAACCUGUACUAUAAUAUUAUAAGAUUCGUAUAGAAACGUUAAGCUAAAUUAGAAUCUAAGAAUAAAAGAAAACUGGAGAGCGAGAGAGAGAGAGAGAGAGAGAGAGAGAGAGAGAGAGAAAUAAUAACAGAUAUACGAGAAAAGGUCGUGAAUGUAUUAGAAAAAAAUUCUAUUGAAAAUUUGUGUGCUCGGAUUUUUAUUUACUGCCUGCCAAAUUUUGUCUGAUUGUCUGCCAGUUGCCACACUAAAGUUAAUAUAAAAAAAAAUAGUUAUGUCGUCUAGCGUAACGUGUUAAUAUCGUAAUUACAUCUCAUUGGCUCUGCAGGGUGUGACACGAGACUGAGUCUUUUCCCAUUCAAUCAUUAUUCAAUCGCCAAUCAUUCUCAAAAAAAAAAAAUAAAUAAAAUCAAUUUCCA